GGGGUGAAAAAAAAGCCCCAGCAGCUCUCGCGAAAUAAAAAAGGGAGCAGCUUUUAUCUCCCUAUUUAUCUCGCUCGGCGCCCCUUCGAUUUUCUCUCGACCCUAUAGAAGACGAAUUUGAGCAACGAACCCUAACAUCAGCAGCAAACCCUAAAAAGGCGAAAAGGGCAAAGGUCGAGUAUCGAUAUGACUCUUUUGUGAGGUCCCCUGGACGCGAGAAGGUUGCAAUGUACGCCAGGAGGAUUAAGAGUAGAAGUGUGAACUUGAGUUCUCUGCUAUGGAAUUCUUCUCGUCAUUCUAGGCCUAAGCAAAAGGAAAUUUCAUCAUCUUAUGGAGUUCAUCAAACAGAGCAAUGUUCUGUUAGAAAGUUUAGUUCCAUUCCACUUUCUUUACAAAGUGCUGGUUCUUUAGGAAUUUUGAGGAGGCGGCAGUUUUGUUUUCUGUAUAAUUCAUGUAGAUGUUAUAGCUCAGAUGGUAAAGGAAGUAAUGCCAGUGAGGGUAAGCACGUACCCGUUGCAGAUGCCAUUAAUUUUGAUCAGGCGAAGAGCACAAAUGAAGGGGUCAUAAGGGAUUCAAAAAUAAGCAGCGAGCAUGCUUGGCUUGGCGAACAGGACCAGCAAGAGUGGCUCAAGAGUGAAAGAUUUUCUAUUGAUAGCAAACGCAAAGAAUCUCCAUUCUUAACCAAGCGAGAGAGGUUCAAGAAUGACUUUUUGCGGAGGGUGGUUCCAUGGGACAAGAUCCCGGUUUCAUUGGAGAAAUUUCCUUAUUAUAUUGAGGAACACACAAAAAACUUGCUGGUAGAAUGUGCCACUUCCCAUUUGAAACAUAAAAAACUCGCAACAACUUAUGGCUCUCGAUUGAGCUCGUCAAGUGGGAGGAUAUUGCUUCAAACAGUCCCAGGAAUGGAGCUUUAUCGGGAAAGAUUGGUCAGAGCUCUUGCUCAUGAUUUACAGGUUCCGCUGAUGAUGCUUGACAGCAGUGUCCUUGCCCCAUACGACUUUGGUGACGGCUGUGCCUCAGAAAGUGAGGCAGAAGAUGAAAACGGGGAAUCAGGAGAAGAAUGCACAUCAGAGGCAGAGUCUGAAGGUGAGAAUGAUGAAACCAAUGAAGAAACGGGUGAAAGUGAUGAUGAUGAUGUUGACGUUCGUGCAUCAGCUGAAGCCCUCAAGAAGCUUGUACCGUGUACCAACCUUGAGGAAUUUGCAAAGAGAGUCUCUGCGGAACUUGAAGGUGAAACAGGUGCAACUCAAUCUAAUUCUGCUGGAUCUGUAGAAGAGCAAAAAAAGACUCUCAAAAAGGGAGACCGGGUAAAGUAUGUUGGUGAAUCUGUGCAUAUUGAAGCUGAUAACAGGAUCAUUUUGGGGAAAAUUUCAACCACUGAUGGUUCAACAAAUGCCUUUACGUUAAUUAGUGGCAGGUCUUUGCCAAAUGGGCAGCGUGGAGAAGUAUAUGAAAUCAAUGGAGAUCAAGUAGCUGUCAUUCUUGACAGCUCCAAGGACGAAAUGAAGGAAGGAGACAAUGACGAGAAUCUUAAGAAAGAUGGAAAACGAUAUGUCUACUGGUUUAACAUUCAGGAUAUCGUGCAUGAUCUUGAUACACAAUCAGAAGAUUGGUAUAUAGCAUUGGAGGCACUUAUUGAGGUUCUGCCAUCUUUGCAACCACUUAUAAUCUACUUUCCCGACUCUUCUGAGUGGCUGUCUAGGGCAGUUCCCAAGUCACAUCGCAAAGAAUUCAUUAACAAGGUGGAAGAAAUGUUUGACCAGCUUCAAGGGCCCGUAGUUUUGAUUUGUGGACAAAACAUAAUAGAAGCUGGAACCAAGGAGAAAGAAAAAUUUACUGUGGUGGUCCCUCAUCUUGGUCGACUGGCUCUGCCUGUUCCAUUGAAGCGAUUAACUGAAGGACUGAGAGCGGCAUCCAAGUCCUCAAAAGAUAAUGAUAUGUCCAAAUUAUUCACAAACACUUUGUUUGUCCAUCCUCCCAAGGAAGAGGAGCUACUUCGGACAUUCAAUAAACAGAUUGCAGAUGAUAGACGAAUCAUCUUGUCAAGGAAUAAUCUUAUUGAACUGCAUAAGGUGCUGGAAGAGCAUGAGCUAUCAUGCGGGGACCUUUUGCUUGUGAAGACGGACGGUGUGAUUUUAACUAAAGAAAAAGCUGAGAAAGUUGUUGGGUGGGCUAAAAAUCACUACUUGUCCGGCAGCACUCUUCCAUCAGUUAAGGGUAAAAAGCUGAUGAUUCCACGUGAAAGUUUGGACAUUGCAAUAUCAAGGAUGAGGGAAAAGGAGAUGGUGUCCACGAAAAGUUUACUAAAUCUCAAGAGCCUUGCAAAGGACGAGUAUGAGAGUAACUUUGUUUCAGCAGUGGUUCCGCCAGAGGAUGUAGGGGUUAAGUUUGAUGAUAUUGGUGCUCUUGAGGAUGUGAAAAAGACGUUGAAUGAGCUUGUCACACUUCCAAUGAGGAGACCAGAGCUGUUUUUACGUGGAAAUUUGUUACGGCCUUGCAAAGGCAUAUUGCUUUUUGGGCCUCCUGGUACUGGAAAAACUCUUCUCGCAAAGGCCCUUGCUACAGAAGCUGGAGCAAAUUUUAUUAGCAUAACUGGUUCAACUCUUACCUCAAAGUGGUUCGGAGAUGCUGAGAAGCUCACCAAGGCUCUUUUUUCAUUUGCCACUCGAUUAGCUCCUGUUAUCAUUUUCGUUGAUGAGGUUGACAGUUUACUUGGAGCUCGUGGUGGUGCUUUUGAGCAUGAAGCAACACGGAGGAUGCGGAAUGAGUUUAUGGCAGCUUGGGAUGGUCUGAGGUCAAAGGACAGUCAAAGGAUUCUUAUACUUGGCGCCACAAACCGUCCAUUUGACUUGGAUGAUGCUGUUAUCCGCCGAUUGCCCAGAAGGAUAUAUGUAGACCUUCCGGAUGCUGAGAACAGGCAGAAAAUUCUUAGAAUAUUACUCUCUCAAGAAAAUCUAGAGCAGGGCUUUAAAUACGAAGAGCUUGCCAAUGCAACUGAAGGAUAUUCAGGAAGCGAUUUGAAGAACCUGUGUGUUGCUGCUGCAUAUAGGCCUGUUCAAGAACUUAUAGAGGAAGAGAAAAAGAGUGAAGGUAGUGCAACACCUCAACUGAGACCUCUUAAUUUAAAGGACUUCAUAGAAGCUAAAUCCAAGGUUGGUGCAUCUGUUGCAUAUGAUGCUGGUAGUAUGAAUGAACUCCGAAAAUGGAACGAAAUGUAUGGGGAGGGUGGCAGUAGGAAGAAAUCACCAUUUGGCUUUGGCAACUGAAUACAGCAUUAAAAAUCGUUCUCUUUUCCCUGAUCAUCUUUUUCCGAUCAAGAUACCCCUAAUUUUUUUUGAAGGCAAAUAAAUCAGCAGAUGUAGAAGCCAGGAGCAGCAAAAUGGCGCACGACUAAGUGUUGUGUUCAGGUCGUACCUAUGCCUGAGCUAUCCGUCUUGUUUGCUAAUUAUGGCUAUGUCGUUUGAUCCUCAGAGGAAAUAUGAGCUUUCAUAAGUUCGCCAAGGGGCUUCACCUUACACUAUAGAAUGCAGAUAACACAAGUUUAGCUAUUCCAAGCUUCAUGAUUCAUAGAACAGUUUUUAUCAGGUCUUUCUUUUAAGCUUCAAUAGACCUUAGUUCUAUAUGUAAUAUGUUAUAUAAUUUUUUUCACUGUAGUGGCAUGUAAUCUUGCUAAUUAUAUGUUAAACUUUGCUUUGCUGAAGAUCAUAGUUCUUGUUAGAUCUGUCGGUGAAAAUUUUCAGAUGCCGUUUUUCCUUGGAUUGACCACAUGUACUGUUGUAAUACACCAAGAGAGCCUGUGAUAGGUGAAUAGAUUUUGACUUAAAUGUAUUUUCUUUCUGCGGCAUA
Molecule: messenger RNA, 3846 nt
Organism: Asparagus officinalis (garden asparagus)
Lineage: Eukaryota; Viridiplantae; Streptophyta; Magnoliopsida; Asparagales; Asparagaceae
Exons: 25
Coding region: 228-3266 (1012 amino acids)
Cellular component (GO): mitochondrial outer membrane
Molecular function (GO): ATP binding; ATP hydrolysis activity
Source: RefSeq, a predicted model, not a curated record